Messenger RNA from Eremothecium sinecaudum, 1794 nucleotides. RefSeq names its product rRNA-processing protein MPP10 (gene MPP10). Gene Ontology annotation, biological process: rRNA processing. Gene Ontology annotation, cellular component: sno(s)RNA-containing ribonucleoprotein complex; Mpp10 complex; small-subunit processome. The transcript has a single exon. NCBI's taxonomy places the organism in Eukaryota, Fungi, Ascomycota, Saccharomycetes, Saccharomycetales, Saccharomycetaceae. Bases 1 to 1794 code for a protein of 597 amino acids. The record is from RefSeq and is a predicted model, not a curated record.
AUGGAUCGGUUUGUUGAAGUGAUUAAGCAGAAUCCCUCUGAUUUGCUUUCAAAUGAUUUCAUAGAGUCAGACAUACCUCUUUCUAUGGUUAAAACCUAUUUAGAUGAUGUUAUUAGAUUAUCUAGACAACUUGGCAAUGAGAAAGGUUGUGUUAUUGAUGAGGUAGUGGUAGAAGGUUUGGAUGCAAAUCAAGUUUGGCUACAGGCUAAAAUUGUACUGGAGACUGUUGAGGUUGAUUUGUUGCAAACUAUUAGCAAAUUAAGAGAUGCGAUGACUGGCGAUAGUAGCGACGAGGAGUCAGAUGAAAGGAUAAAUGAAACAGAUUCAAGCGUAGAUAUAGAUAAUUCAAGAUACGAGAGUGCCGAGGAAGGUACAAAUCAUAGUCCUAGUCUGUCCGAUGGCCACUUGUCCUCACAUAGUGCUGAAGAGAGUGAAGUGGACGAUGAUGAAGAAGAAAAGGAAGCGAACGAGGACAAACCCACUAUGCAUAAGGAUCUUUCCAAGCAAACCGGAAAAGAUGUACAGGAUGAUGAAAAGCUUGAACAUGAAUUUGAUAAGUACGGAAUUAACGAUAGAUUUUUUGACCUGGAGGAGUUUAAUCGGCGAACAUUAGAGGCCGAAGACAGCAAGGGUGGACUACCGGAAAACAGUGAUGAAGAAGAUAUCGAUUAUUUCGGGGAUGUACCUUCUGAUGACGAGGAGGAAGUCUUAUAUUAUGAUGACUUUUUUGACAAUCCUGAAGUUCAAAAACAUGGAGGUGUUCGUACGGAAAAGGAGCAAUUUGAAGAUGGGGAAAUGGAUGAAUUAGCAUACAAUGAAGCAAUGGAAAGCGCAAAGCUAGAUCUUUUUGCAGAAUCGGAUGAUGAGGAAGAAGAUGUUGUUGAGACCAAGCCUGAAAAGCUUUCUACAUAUCAAACUCAACAGUUAGAAAUACAAAAACAGAUCGAACUGUUAGAAAAGGAAAAUAUAGCAGAAAAAAAGUGGGCACUGAAGGGUGAGGUUAAAGCAAAAGAUCGUCCUGCUGAUGCGCUUUUAACAGAAGAACUCGAGUUCGAUAGGACUGCGAAGCCUGUGCCGGUAAUAACAAGUGCAAUUACCGAAUCCCUAGAAGAUAUGAUUAGAAGAAGGAUUAAAGAUAUGAAUUUUGAUGAUCUACCUAGAAGGGUUGUUUCAAAUGUUUCUACGAGAACGCCUAAACCAAAAUUCGAGCUAAGCGAUGUUAAGUCAUCAAAAUCUUUAGCCGAAUUAUACGAGGACGAUUAUAAUGGGAAUAAAGCGGAGACAAAAAUUUCUGAAGAUCUUCAGAAAGCACAUGAUGAAAUUUCCGAACUGUACAAAAGUUUGGUGUACAAGUUAGAUGCUCUAUCUUCAGCGAACUUUAUCCCAAAGCCAGCUCAAAAGUCUCUAGAUAUAAAGGUCCAGAGUGCGGCUAUUUCUAUGGAGGAUGCGCAACCAUUAGCGGUGUCUACAGCUUCUAUUUUAGCUCCACACGAAAUUUACAGGGUUGGCAAAUCCGAAAAUAAGAACGAAAUAACUUUGAAAAAUGGUACCGUUAUGUCUAGGGAUGAAUUAGCGAGAUCCGAUAAAAACAGAUUACGCAGAGCAAUCAAGAGGAAGAGAGCCAAUGCUGCAUCUAGUAGGGAUCACAAAGAAAAGAAGUCUAAAAAAGAAGACGUCCUUGAAACCCUAUCCAAAGCCAAGAAUGUCACAAUUAUUAACAAGAGAGGUGAGAAACAAGAUAUCAAGGGUAAUAAAAAGCAAUCUCCAUCGACUAAUGUUAACUUUAAAUUAUAA